This is a messenger RNA of Cynara cardunculus var. scolymus (artichoke), 1367 nucleotides long. Its product is annotated as GDSL esterase/lipase At1g28580-like. Lineage: Eukaryota; Viridiplantae; Streptophyta; Magnoliopsida; Asterales; Asteraceae. The record is from RefSeq and is a predicted model, not a curated record. The transcript is spliced from 5 exons. Gene Ontology annotation, molecular function: hydrolase activity, acting on ester bonds. The coding region runs from base 11 to 1192 and encodes 393 amino acids.
AAACUCUCCAAUGGCGAUUUCAUCUUCUUUUCCCUUUUUACCCUUCUGCCUGCUGUUAUGGGCUUUUACCGUAUAUGCUAACGGAUGUUAUACCUCCAUCAUAAGCUUCGGUGACUCGUUAGCUGAUACCGGAAACCUCAAACAACUUGUCGCGAAAUCAAAUGGUCGACCGCCCCAUUUCAUGUAUCCGCCCUACGGUGAAACGUUCUUCCAUAACCCCACCGGCCGCUGCUCCAAUGGCCGUUUGAUCAUCGAUUUCCUUGCUGAGAAUUUGGGGAUGUCAUUGAUUCCGCCGUAUGAGAGUGUGAAAUCGAGCAUGGAGGUGAUAGAGAAAGGACAAGGUGUUAAUUUUGCGGUGGCGGGUGCAACUGCAUUGGAUUCAGCGUUUCAUGAAGCACAAGGGGUUUACAAUGCUUAUACGAAUGCGUCUUUGAAUGUGCAGUUGGGAUGGUUCAAACGAUCGUUGCCCGCUAUUUGUGGCAACCCCUCAGAUUGCAAAAAUUGGAUUAAAAAAUCUUUAAUUCUUAUGGGAGAAAUCGGAGGUAAUGACUACAAUCAUCCUGUAAUCGCUGGAAAAUCCCUUGAAGAGCUCAAAUCGUACGUUCCUCUCGUUAUUAACAUCAUCAUAUCAGCUGUCACCGAACUGAUUGAGCUCGGAGCAGAAACGCUCGUGGUUCCUGGGAAUCUGCCAAUUGGAUGCUCAGCGGCCUAUUUAACGAUUUAUUAUGGCGCCCAAAAAGAUGAGUACGAUAAUGCAACCGGUUGCUUGAUUAAGCUAAACAAAUUCGCUGAGUGCCACAAUGAGUUGCUCCAAACCGAACUAAAUCGAAUCCGAGAGCUUCAUCCUAACGUCAACGUCAUUUACGCUGAUUACUACAAUGCUGCCAUGCAGUUUUUUCAAUCCCCUGAAAAAUACGGGUUCACAAAUGGAGCUCUAACGGCGUGUUGUGGAGGUGGAGGGCCAUAUAACUACAAUCGAUCGGUAGCAUGUGGAUAUCCGUUGUCGACAUCAUGUUCUCAACCCGAAACAUACGCCAACUGGGAUGGAUUGCAUUUAACCGAAGCUGCAUACCAAGUGAUUUACAAGAGUUUAUUUCAAGGAACGUAUACAACACCUCGAUUUAACUCCGUGUGCCCAACGUCGAUGGUACAAGCAAAAGAUGCAUCAUCGAGUUCGGUUCAAAGCUUUUAGUACAAGAAAAUAAGCUUGUAAAUGAGAUUUUUUUUUGGUAUGAAUUAUGAUUCAGCUGUAAUGUAAUUGUUUUGAAGUAAUGCAUCAUCAUGUUUCUAUAUAGUUGGGAAAUUGUAUUUUAAAAUAUAUUAAAGGGUAUAUAUAAAAUAUUUUCCAUGAAUAUAUGGAAUUGUUU